Messenger RNA from Cottoperca gobio, 2794 nucleotides. RefSeq names its product trafficking protein particle complex subunit 5 (gene trappc5). The record is from RefSeq and is a predicted model, not a curated record. NCBI's taxonomy places the organism in Eukaryota, Metazoa, Chordata, Actinopteri, Perciformes, Bovichtidae. Gene Ontology annotation, cellular component: TRAPPIII protein complex; TRAPPII protein complex; TRAPPI protein complex. Gene Ontology annotation, biological process: endoplasmic reticulum to Golgi vesicle-mediated transport. Bases 156 to 722 code for a protein of 188 amino acids. The transcript has 3 exons.
UGUGUGUUUUUCUACUGCUGGAAGGGCUCGCGUGCAGAAUCCUAACAGGAAGUACCAGCUAGCAUGUUUUGCUAGGUAGCUAACAGCUAGUGGUGAUCAGCUGUUUAUUGUGUUUGAAAGGCUCAUACUGGACAUUAGUAGAGGCAUAGUGGAAGAUGGACACGCGGUUCACUCGAGGGAAAUCCAACAUCUUGGAGCGCCCCCUGACCCGACCUAAGACUGAGGUCAGCGUGAGUGCUUUUGCCCUCCUGUUCUCAGAGAUGGUCCAGUAUUGUCAGAGCCGUGUGUACUCCGUGUCGGAGCUGCAGACACGCCUGGCAGACAUGGGCCAGAGUGUGGGAGCCAGCAUGCUGGAUGUGCUGGUGCUGAGGGAGAAGAACGGGAAGAGGGAGACAAAAGUGCUGAAUAUGCUGCUCUUCAUCAAGGUUAAUGUCUGGAAGUCUUUGUUUGGGAAGGAGGCUGACAAGCUGGAGCAGGCCAACGACGAUGACAAGACUUAUUACAUCAUAGAAAAGGAGCCACUUAUCAAUGCUUACAUCUCCGUGCCGAAGGAGAAUAGCAGCUUGAACUGCGCCGCCUUCACUGCGGGCAUCGUGGAGGCCAUCCUCACGCACAGCGGCUUCCCUGCCAAGGUCACUGCCCACUGGCACAAAGGCACCACGCUAAUGAUAAAGUUUAAUGAGUCAGUCAUAACCAGAGACAAGGCUUUGGAUGGCAGAUAAGGAAGACUGGAGAAAGUGGGUGGUUAUGUUGAUCAAUACAGGAUGAAGUUAAAUCAUCCAGGUCCAGGCUAGUGUUUGUUCCUGAAUUGUCUUGUGGUAAUUUAUGAGACUUUAUGGAUGAAUGGAUGGAAGACUGCACCAUACUGAGCCAUGUCUAGAGCAGAAAACAUGCAGCUAGUUGGUUCAAUCCUCCACGUUUUCGUGGAUCAUUUCACUCCUGUUACUCCUCAUGAAGUGACACAAUACUGAAGAUCACUUUUAAUUUGUUGUUUCAUGUCACAUUUGUACAUCACAGAUCAUUCAUAAAAGAUUAACAUAUUGGAUACUUUCACCACAUCAUUUUGGUGUUUUCAUUAGUAAUGUUCUGAUUUUGAAGCCCAUCAGAUCAACAUCUUUUAAUUCACCUUGGGAUCUGGGAAAUUGUGACGGCCCUUUUACACAACGUUUACACUUUUUAUGGACUAAACAAUGAAUCAAAAAAUAAUGAACAGAUUAUUUGAUAAUGAAAGUAAUUGUGAUGUUUCCUUUAUAGGAUGAAACUGAACAAAAACAAUCCACUAAUUAGCGCAUCCCUGGUUUAUGUACUGAUAAUAAAGAUUAGUGUCGCAACACCUCUUUUAAUGCUACAAAGUAUUUCAUGUAACAGACAGGUCCAGACUCAAGAUUAUUCUCAAAAUUGUUUUUUUUCUCUUUUUCAUUCCAGUUCAACUCCAGCUGCAUGUUUCAUCUCUGUAAAAUAGAUUCAUAAUCAGGGCCAUAGCUACCAUUGACGACACUGAGGUCAUAUCCUCACUAUCUUUAUUUUAUUAUCUUUUAUCAUUUUAUUUAAUGCGUGUGUGAUUUUGUGGUAAUAGUAACAGGGCAGUUAACAUUCAAAAAUGUAAAAACUAAUUUACACAUGCUGUUUUAUAAGCCAACUCCAAUAUAUAUAGACUCUGCAUUCUGACAAAUUUGAAUGAUUUUAAGCUGACAAAAUAAUAAAUCAAUAAAAGAAAAGCAUUUCUCCCCUCAGAAUUUUAUUCCUGGCAGCAUGACAAAGACUUAACACUGUUUCAAAUUCCAGGUUGGGAAAUAGACAAGAACAUUUAACACCAUAAAUAAAAUAUCUAAAAUCAAGAUGAUAAAUAAUGAAAUACAGCACUUUUUAGUUUCUGGUAAAAAGAAAAAGAUGCAUUACCAUGUAAUUGCAAUGUGUCCAGUUCAUUCUAGUUGGGGUAUUUAGUUGCAUGACAUACUCCUCUCUCUUCUCUUCUCUUUUCUGUCUCUAUACUGUCCCAAAAGGGGAAUAGUUAGACAAUUUAUAAAAUAUGCUUAUUUGUUCUUUCCAAAACAUGGUGCGAGUUAGAUGAGAAGAUUGAUACUAUUAAUGUCUGCACAGUAUGAAGCUGCUGUGUCAGUUAGCUUAGCACACACACUGGAAACAGGGGGAAACAGCUAGCCUGGCCCUAAAGGUAAUGACAUUCCUUACACUACACAAAUAAACAAGAUAUGACAUGUUAAUAUGUAAGCUUUAGAGGUGCUGGGAGGGGAAGUGUGUUACUUUUGAUCAAAGAUAGGCUAGCUGUUACCUCUGUUUACAGUCUUUAACUAAGCUAAUCUGCUCAUAAGGCUAGCUUAAAAUGUACAGUUGUCUGUACAGUAAUUAUGAAGCUGCUGUCAGUUAGCUUAGCUUAACACAAAGACUGGAAACAGAAAAACAGCUAGCCUAGAUCUGUACAAAGUGUAAAAACAACACAUGGUUUUACUGGGGGUUAUGUGCCAGGUUAGCCAUUUCCUCCUGUUUCUAGUAUUUAUGCUAAGCUAAGCUAACUGGCUGCUGGCGGUAGAUUCAUAUUUACCUUACAGACAUGAGUGUGGUCUCAUUCUCCCCGUCUAACUCUCUGCAACAAAGCAAAUAAGCCUAUUUCCAAAAUGUAGAACUUAUUAUUUGUGUUGGGGGGGGUUCAGUGACCUACAAUCCUGGCCAUGGCCCUGCUUAUAAAACUUUUUUUUGUGCUUAUUACUAUUGAUGGCACUGUUUAUCUGUCUGAUAACCUAGAGUAAACCUGUAAUAAAAUAAAAAUGCAAAGCGG